AUGGCGGAUAAGUUCAUCACCGCCAUGCAGGAGCAAAGAAAGCAGAAGCCAGAGUUAAGGAUAUUUUCGCCGUCAGGCAAACCGCAGGAGAAGGACUCCUUUCCUAGCAAGGUUCAACAUAGUAAGGAUGAGCCUGCCGAAUGUAUCGGAAGGUAUGGCAGUCGCAGCUUUACAAAACGGGUUGAACAGAGAUGGUUCAAGAGCGACCAAAAAGCUACUAAACCGCCUCAUGAAAUAUCCCCUACAACAUGGGAGGAGAUCCACAAUGCCUACUGUGCUGAGGAACGAGGACAUAAAGCCGAGGACUGCAUAGGCCUACGGCAAGAGGUGGUCAGGAUGCUGAAUCAAGGAUACCUAAGGGAACUACUCAGUGAAAAAGGGAAAGUCGACUUCGCACGUGGCCGGGAACAACCCCAGGGGUCGCCGAAGCCAACUUCCCCAGCAUGCACCAUAAACAUGAUCGUCAGAGGUGGCGAUGACUCAGCAAUCAAUCACGUCAAGUUCACCACCACGCAUAAACUGAAGCGAACAAUCGCGCAUGAACGAUAUAACGACCUCGAAGAUAGUAUCACCUUCGAUAGGUCCGAUGCCGACGGUUUGUCUUUUCCUCAUUAUGACGCUCUUGUUAUAACUUUUCGUAUUGUCGAUACUGACGUUAAAAGGAUCAUGGUCGACGACAGAAGCGGCACCUGUAUUAUCCAUCCAAGGGUUCUCGUGCAAAUGAGACUCGAAGAUAAGAUAAUACCGUGUUGCAUAACACUGAUAGGUUUUAAUAAUGCAGUGGAACAAACCUCUGGAGAAAUUGCCGAUUUUUGCGGGAGGAGUCACGUUAGAGACCACCUUUCACGUGAUGAACCAAGAAACAGCUUACAACGCCAUCAUAGGACGCCCUUGGAUACAUUCCAUGCAAGCAGUCCCCUCGAGUUUUUACCAAGUGAUCAAAUUCCCCACCCCCUAGGGAGUAUUUAG
This is a messenger RNA of Nicotiana tabacum (common tobacco), 969 nucleotides long. NCBI's taxonomy places the organism in Eukaryota, Viridiplantae, Streptophyta, Magnoliopsida, Solanales, Solanaceae. The record is from RefSeq and is a predicted model, not a curated record.